UCCCCAACCAGAUGAUGAACUUCAGCAACGUAGAACUUGGCUCGUUCCGCGGUGCCCAGGAAUGUGACCAGGCAUCCGCAUUUGGCGGCGACUUCGACUUUGGCCAUUCCUGCUUCACCCACUACGGCUGUCCCAGCGACAUGAGCGACAAAGCCGUCCGAGGACGGGGUAACCUCUCCACCAGCCGGAUUACUCGCUGCGCCCAAAGUCCACGCCAAGCCCCAGUGGUCCACUCACCCAGGACAAACUGUGCCUUUCGCCCGAUCUUUCACGAGAGGAGCACUCACGAGGACGACCAGGUGCUCACCCAAGAACUGUGGAAGCUGGCGCGGAAAUCGGGCACCCUGAAUCUUUCCAACAAGGCAUUGGCCAGAGUGCCCAAGCGACUGUACGACAUUAACGAGGCGGAUGCGGACAGCAAGGCCGUAAAUCUAGAGGAACUAACGAUUAAGGAGGAGGAUGCCUGGUGGAACCAAGUGCCAUUGAACAACCUGGACCUGAGCUCAAACACCUUAACGCACAUAUCGCCAAAGAUUGAGAAUCUGCAAUCACUUACCGUGCUUACGCUGCACGAUAAUGCUUUGGUGGAGUUACCACCGGAGAUCGGCAAGCUGGAAAAGCUAAUGCGUCUUAAUGUGAGCCACAACAAGCUCAGCCAGCUGCCCCGUGAGAUGUACAGUCUACCGGAGCUGCGGCACCUCAACAUCUCGUACAACGAGUUCGACGAACUCAAUCCGGACAUCAGUGACCUUCACAUGCUUGAGUUUUUGGACGGUGGGCAUAACAAUAUUCAAUCCCUGCCCGGCGGCAUUGGGUUCCUGGUGCGUCUAACUGCGCUCUUGUUGCCCAAUAAUCACAUCAAGGAACUGCCGCCCGAUCUUGUUAACAUGCGCUCUUUGCAAAAGAUUGAUCUGAUGCAUAACGACCUGACCAGCUUGCCGGAGGAUAUGGGCCUGUUGAGAAAGCUGGAAUGCCUUUAUCUGCAGCAUAACGACAUACUGGAACUGCCCGAGUUCGAGGGAAACGAGGCCUUGAGCGAGCUACACGCCAGCAAUAAUUUCAUCAAGAUCAUACCAAAAGCUAUGUGUAGUAACUUGCCACACCUGAAGAUACUGGAUUUGCGUGACAAUAAGAUCACGGAGCUGCCCGACGAGCUGUGCCUGCUGCGCAAUCUAAACCGUCUCGAUGUGUCCAAUAAUACGGUCAGCGUGCUGCCGGUCACAUUGUCCUCCUUGGCCCACCUGAUAAGUCUGCAGGUGGAGGGAAAUCCCAUAAAGACAAUCAGACGCGACAUCCUGCAGUGUGGCACAACGCGGAUCUUAAAGACUCUGCACGAUAGAGCUAUGGCCAAGGCCAAGGAAGAGGGAGGUGGCAUUGACGACGCCUCCACGUCAGCGGGCAUCAGUGUUACCCGUUUGCGUGGUGGCCAAAUGGACGAUGGUGAUAUACCCGGAAACUUUCCGGAUAGCUUUCACCACCAGCAACAGCAGAACGGAUUCCAAUGUCAUUGUCCAUAUCCAUGCCAGCAGCAGCAAAUGCAGCAGCAGUUUUGUGUGUAUGAACCGCUCAGAAAUUGUCAGCAAUAUGAUCGCCAGACCCAGGGGCACAUAUAUGAUCCCGAAAACUACCAGCAGCAGCAUCAGAAUGCCAGCUUGAGAUCACUUUUUGUGCAACAGCAACAGCAGCGAAUGGAGUAUCCCUAUCCAGGUUGCUUUAUGUACCAACAGCAGCAGCAACAGCAGUUCUCAUAUGAACAGGAUCCAUCCUCUCGCUCAGCUGUCCAUCCACGUUGGGUAUACAAACUACGACAUACACGUACAUUAGCUGUCAAUCUGGAGGAGCUCACGUCAGUGCCUGACCAGGUGUUCCAGAUCGCCAGGGAUGAGGGAGUGCAUGUGGUGGACUUUGCGCGCAACCAGCUGAGCACUUUGCCCAAUGGACUGCAGCACAUGAAAGAUCUAGUCACGGAGCUAGUUUUAUCCAACAAUGUUAUCGGCUAUGUGCCACAGUUCAUCUCCCAGUUUACACGUAUAUCUUUCUUGAAUUUGUCAAACAAUCUGUUGAAUGACCUGCCCACGGAGUUUGGUGUUUUGAACACACUGCGUGAACUAAACAUUGCAAACAAUCGCUUUCCGUGUAUUCCCAACUGUGUGUACGAGUUGCAAGGUCUGGAGAUCCUCAUUGCCAGUGAGAACCACAUAAAAAUGUUAAAUGUAUCGGGUCUGCAGAACAUGCGACGUUUGAGCACAUUGGAUUUGCGCAAUAACGAUAUUGAGACAGUGCCACCAAUUUUGGGGAACCUGACAAACAUAACUCACUUGGAGCUGGUGGGCAAUCCUUUUCGACAGCCCCGCCACCAAAUCCUGAUGAAGGGCACCGACGCCAUCAUGUCUUAUUUGCGCGAUCGCAUACCCACAUAGAAGAGCAAUUCACAUCGUUUUCUGAGAAACACUUCACUAGCAAUAUGUUUAUUUUGAGGAAUAGCGUAAUGGAAAUUGAUAGAUCCGCUCGAUCAUGCCCACAAACAAUCAGUCUAUGCGUUGGCUGUUUGUGGACAUGGACGAGAGGAGGCGUUACAAGUACAACAUACGACACACACCGUGCAUCAACCAACCGAACUAGUCUGCAUGCCACAUUACCUAAUGCACGUUGUUAAUCCUGGCUGAGCAUCUGCAAUAAAUGGGAAUAGUAGGGAAAAAA
Drosophila sechellia is the source of this 2700-nucleotide messenger RNA. RefSeq names its product leucine rich repeat containing flyers-cup (gene f-cup). The record is from RefSeq and is a predicted model, not a curated record. The coding region runs from base 12 to 2420 and encodes 802 amino acids. The transcript has 12 exons. Gene Ontology annotation, molecular function: protein binding. Lineage: Eukaryota; Metazoa; Arthropoda; Insecta; Diptera; Drosophilidae. Gene Ontology annotation, cellular component: cytoplasm.